Exaiptasia diaphana is the source of this 2835-nucleotide messenger RNA. RefSeq names its product integrin alpha-PS2. NCBI's taxonomy places the organism in Eukaryota, Metazoa, Cnidaria, Anthozoa, Actiniaria, Aiptasiidae. Gene Ontology annotation, cellular component: integrin complex; external side of plasma membrane. Gene Ontology annotation, biological process: cell adhesion mediated by integrin; cell-matrix adhesion; integrin-mediated signaling pathway. Gene Ontology annotation, molecular function: integrin binding. The record is from RefSeq and is a predicted model, not a curated record.
UAUGUCAGAUCUUCUGGUUGGUGCUCCACGAUACAGUUACGAUGGUGAUGAAGGGCGUGUGUUUGUCUACGUCAAUAAUGGACUGGGAGCUUUGAAUAUCAUGGAUGGAAUGACACUUGAUGGAGAUCGACAACCMAAAGCAAACUUUGGAUUUUCAAUYGCUUCAGCUGGUGAUCUUAACAAAGACAGCUACAAUGAUGUGGUGAUUGGUGCACCUUAUGGUGGCGAUGACGGACGGGGUGCAGUUUACAUUUACCAUGGAACGAAAAAAGGCAUUGACACCAAGUAUAGGCAGAAAAUCAGUGCGGCCAUGGUUGGUGAUAAUAAACUGGCUUCCUUUGGUUACUCCCUGACUGGUGGAGUCGAUGUGGACGAUAAUAAAUAUCCUGAUAUAGCUGUUGGAGCCUAUUYGUCUGACAGGACAGUUCUAUUAAGAACCAGGCCAAUUGUAAAGGUACAAGCUAAAAUCGAGCUGAGCACAAACCAAAUCGUCCUAGAAGAUAACAAGACUUCAAUGUGUAACUUUGCUGAUGGUUCAAGGCACAAAUGUUUAACUGCAAGAGUUUGUUUCAAGUAUUCUCACAAAGUGCCUUUGAAUCAAGGAAUUGAUCUAUCCUACUCUUUGACCCUCGACCAAGACAUGCAUUCAGACUUUCUCAGAAGGAUGUUCUUCCUGGGRAAAAAUGCGUCUCAAAAAGCUUUUAUCUGGAUGAGCAACAUCUCUAUAACCAARCAAAAUGAAUGGAAGUGCGAGCCCGUGUAUCGCGUCUAUUUGAGGGAAAGGGAGCGUAUCGGAGAUCUGCUGUCACCGCUAACGUUCGACGUAAAUUACGACCUUGAGUUAAAUGCACCUUGCACUGUUUGUCCCAUACUGGACGACUACGACGAUGUUCGACGAAGAUCUGCACGAGCAACGAUUCAGUUUCAGAAGCAGUGUGGAAAGGAUCAAGAAUGUGUACCUGAUAUGGCAGUCAGCGGUCGUGUUUCAUUUCUUGGUGGUUAUAAAGACCUUCGUAUCGGUGUAUCAAACGAAAUGAAUGUGUCAAUCACAGUGCUCAACAAGGCAGACGAUUUUGCYUACCCUGGAAUGGUUAUAGUUACCUACCCCUCCCUACUAGGGUACAUUGGUACAGAAACUAAGGGAGUUCGRUGCAGUAGAGUCACAUUUGAAGACAAAGACACCGAAAAGGCAGAGUGUUUUGUUGGAAUGCCUUUCGUUGGCAAAUCAAAGAAAAAGUUUGAUUUGAAGUUCACAACAUCAGAAAUCAAAGGCGAUAUUAGACAAUUCCAGAUUGAACUCUUUGCUACCAGCCCGAGUCGAGACGCUGAUCCAUUGAAUAACAAAGUCAAGCUUUUGGUGAACGUCAAGUUUGAAGCUGAUUUAAGUAUUACCGGGUCGUCGGUGCCCGAUCAGGUGGUCUAUAAUGGAAAAACAGCAGUCCCUCUUAAAGACAUCAAGAAAGAGAAAGACAUCGGCCCUGAAGUGUCACAGAUCGUCAUAGUUAGAAAUAACGGUCCUAGUGCAGUCGAUGGCUCAGUUGUAAAGAUUAGCGUCCCAUGGAAACAUAACAAAGAUGACCCUGAGAGCUAUCUGUUGUAUCUUCUCCAUGUCAUGGUUGAGGGCAGUGCGGCCAGUUGUGACGUUAUCACUAAUCCUCUCAACAUCAAGACUAAGAACUCAACUAAUGUAAAAGCACCUGGUAUCGUUGAUAAAAGACUCACUUCGUCAAUUACGGACCAGAGAACUAAACGAGAAAACAAAGAAACGGACUGCAAAGCUGAAGAAUGCCUCUCUUUCACAUGUCAACUUGGUCGACUUGACAGUGGGAAUGAUGUCAAAAUCAUAAUGACGUCACGAGUUUGGCAAAAUACCCUUGUGAAGGCUGAUGUUGGCUCUAUUGAUCUUUUCACGUCAGCAGUGGUAUCUGCCCCUUCAUCUAUCACCGAGCCUAAUAAGGGCAAGAACAAUCACGUGACAAUUGUGCUUCGAACGAAUCCAAAAGAUAGCAAAACACCUACGGAGUCUACCCCUGUGUGGAUUAUUAUUCUGUCUGUAUUGGCUGGUCUUAUUUUACUCGCAUUGGUCAUAUUUGUUCUUUAUAAGUGUGGGUUUUUCAAACGAAAUCGCGCUUCUCAACAACUCAACAACGACGAGGAAAAAAUGUCGAGUGAAGGAAAAUAUGACGCAGCGUCCCAGCAGGAUCAGUAGAAAGUGYAGAUCGACAAACUUUGAGAUUGUUACUGCAAAAAGUGCUUAUCAAGAAAGUGAAGUACAAUAGCAUUUAAUGGAUAAGGACAGAAAAGAAAAGAACAAAAACCAGAAAGAAACAUUUUGAACCUGUUGUUAGAAACAUAAAAAUAAUAGACGACUGGAAUUCAGAGAUUUUCGCAAAUGAUAUUUAUACAGGUGAAAACUUCAAGKUUGUAAAGCUACGACUUGACAAAAGUCUCAUCUACGUUCCCCUGACCCAACUUGAAAUGUAACCAUAUCUUUACAUAGAAGCGAGACGACCGGUGAACUUGCCUGGUAGAUACUACUGAAUAAUUGUCGAUAAGUGUAAACAAAGGUUUUUAUUGGAAGUCCAUUAUUCCAAACUAACGAGUCGUCUCGCUUCGAGAAAAAGGUAUGGUUACCUUUCAAUAUGACGCAAAAAGAAGUUCUUAUAAAAUUAAAUGAAUUACACGAGUUAGACAUCUCGUAUCAACAAGAACUCUUCAAGAUAUCCGCGCAUAACUUAAAUUUGUAAAUAUUAGAAUAUCAUAAAUUUAUUAAAAAUAAAACUAUUUAUUAAGACCUAGUGACUUAUGACUACUAUUAAAGUAAUUGCAAACGCU